Symbiodinium sp. CCMP2456 is the source of this 1071-nucleotide messenger RNA. Lineage: Eukaryota; Dinophyceae; Suessiales; Symbiodiniaceae. The record is from the annotation of a GenBank genome assembly.
AUGGUGCUUGAUCCACCCUUCCCAGCUGCGGAUCGUUUUGACUUCAAGUGCUAUCUCGACAAUGCCAUGGCUGAAUUCGACCUGCUAGUGCAACCUGAACUCUAUGCAGUUCUCUCCGAGCUGUUUGAAGAUGGUUCCGAAGUGACCAGCCACUCCCAUCUAAGCAGAGUUGCAGUCGCUGAGGGGCAGCAGAAGGUCUUCUCCAUCAGCCUGUCCAGCAUGCAUAGCAGAGAGGUGUCCCAGUACACCUUGCGAGUGAAGCGUCGACUUGGCUUCUCCACAGAUCUUGAAAAUCUCGAUUUGACGACCGGCAGGAUACAAGAACGCUUCCAUGAGCAGACGGCGAUCACAGUGUAUCAUGCGUCUCAAAACUUCACGGAGGACUUUGCACAUGUUGAGUGCACCAAGCUGGAUAGUGGACAGAACAUAAGCUGCGAAAUAGACGCGGGAGAAACGUAUGGAGCUUCGGAUCCCUCCGAUGCAGACUUGCUGCUCUUCCCCGAGAGGUAUACACCCGCCUUGGAAAAAAGCUUCGGAAUGGCAGUCACAAGCACAGACCGGGUUGUUGGUUGCACGGCUCCGGUUGACUCCUGGCGACAAGUUACUAUCAACAUCAGCAUUGCGUCGGCUGACAGAACGCAAACGAAGCAUUUGAGACUCAUCGUUAAGCGAGACGGCUGCAAAGAUGGCACUUUUUUCCACAACGGAAGAUGUGCUCGGCAUUGUCCAACCUUCUUCUACCAGCAGGAGUUCAAUCGAAGAUGUGGAGCUUGUGGAAGCAACUGUGAGCUGUGCGAGCAUUAUGCAAAAUGUACACGAUGCCAGUUGGAUACACGCUGGCGCACUUACAAGCUUGCAGAAGGAGGGGAUUGUACUGCGGUGCCAAUACAUAUUAACAGGAUCUACUACUUUGCCACCUGGUACUUGGGCAUCAGCUGCACUGUCCUCAUGGCGUUGUACAUCACAAUCUGCGUCUUUCGUUGCCUGCUUUUCAGGAAUGACAAGGACAUCGACCACUUAACGGAGGAGGAGACGGUUCCCCUCACGAUGCGCGAAGUUAGCAGCACAUAG